This is a messenger RNA of Fusarium pseudograminearum CS3096, 2607 nucleotides long. RefSeq lists its product as uncharacterized. Gene Ontology annotation, cellular component: plasma membrane. Bases 1 to 2607 code for a protein of 868 amino acids. Gene Ontology annotation, molecular function: calcium-activated cation channel activity. The record is from RefSeq and is a predicted model, not a curated record. The transcript is spliced from 4 exons. Lineage: Eukaryota; Fungi; Ascomycota; Sordariomycetes; Hypocreales; Nectriaceae.
AUGUCUCUCGAGAUGAUCAUGAUGGAAGUGGAUGAGCAAGGGAAGAGAAACUGCUCGGGAGAUGCCGCAGUCAAACCCGACACCGGGAAGAAACUCGAGGUCCAGUUGGUAUUGUCUUUGGCCAUUGGCAUCUCGGCCUUCUUCCUCUUCUGCUUUCUGCGCCCACGAUGGCCUUCUCUUUAUGCCGCGCGAAAACGUCGCCUCGAUCACCGACUCGGUCUACCUACUCUGCCUAAUUCAACCUUCGGAUGGAUACCUACACUCUUUAGGAUCACCGAAGAGCAAGUAUUGGCUUCCGCUGGACUCGAUGCCUUUGUGUUUCUUAGCUUCUUCAAGAUGGCAAUUCGACUCUUUGUUGUUAUGGCAUUCUUAGCGACUAUUAUACUCUGGCCGAUAAAUCACAUUUAUGAAGGUUUCAGACUUCCCAUGGGAGGAAACAAGGAUACCAAGGCGGUCAACCCUGAUGCGUUUUACAACAACCCGAGCUAUAUCGAUGUACUCAAGGAUAAGGACGACGGCAAAGACAAGAGCUGGAUAAAAACCUGGAUGUGGGCUUAUGUUUUCUUCACCUACUUCUUUGUCGGGCUGACGAUCUACUACCUCAAUCACGAGACCCAUCGCAUUAUCAAAUUUCGCCAGGACUAUCUCGGUUCUCAAUCUACCGUCACAGACAGGACGUUUCGCCUUACCGGUAUACCAGAAGAUCUUCGAUCGGAAGAAGCGAUUAAGGAUCUCAUCGAAAAAUUGGAGAUCGGCACUGUCGACAAGGUUAUGAUCUGCCGGGAAUGGAAAAAGCUUGAUGACCUCAUGGAUGCGAGAGAAACUGCACUGAGAAGCCUCGAGGGUGCCUGGGCCACCUUUCUCAAACACCAGCGGCAAAAGCGAAAAGACAACUGGCCCCAGAGAAGACGUGGCAAUGGAGUAUCCCCAAACGGUCCUCAAGAUCAAGAUGCAGGGGACAAUGAGGCAGCUGGAGAGAAUGGGCAACUGUUGGAUCCCGAGCAACAGCCCUGGGAUUCAGGAGAUGAAGGGAGGCCCAAAGUCAACAUACGUUAUGGUACCCUUGGCCUGCGAUCUCGUAAUGUUGAUGCGAUCGAUUACUACGAGGAACGACUUCGGAGAUUAGAUGCUAAGGUCACCGAGGCUCGCAAGAAGUCAUACACGCCCACAGACAUGGCGAUUGUCACCAUGGACUCUGUUGCAUCGUGUCAAAUGGCCAUCCAAGCACGCAUUGAUCCUAGACCGGGCCGCCUUUUGACAAAGUUGACACCGGCACCGUCAGACCUUGUUUGGAGAAACACGUACGCUCGUCGCGGCAUGCGCCGUCUUAAAUCUUGGACUGUCACAAUACUCAUCACGAUCGUCACUCUCGUCUUCAUCACCCCUACCGCUUUCCUGGCUGGUUUGUUGACCCCAUGUGCAAUUAACGAGGCAGCGCCUGCAUUGGGUAAAUGGCUUAGAGAACACACUAUUAUCUACUCUCUAGCCUCAACCGGCCUACCGGCACUGGUUGUCUCACUUCUUAACGUCGCUGUCCCCUAUUUGUACGACUUUCUCUCCAACCAGCAAGGAAUGAUCUCACAAGGAGACGUGGAGCUCUCGGUCAUUUCUAAAAACUACUUCUUCACCUUUUUCAAUACCUUUUUCGUCUUCGCCAUCUCAACGUCUGGACUCGCAUGGUGGAGCGAGCUGCAGAAGUUUGCCAAAGACACAAGCAAGAUUCCAGGAGCUAUAGCCCGUGAUGUGGAGGAGCUUGCGAUUUUCUAUAUUUGCUUCAUCAUGCUGCAGGGUAUUGGUCUCAUGCCCUUCCGGAUCCUCGAGGCAGGAAGCGUGUUUCUCUACCCAUUCCUCAAAUGGUUUUCAAAGACACCUCGCGACGCUCUUGAGCUCAAGAAGCCUCCGGUCUUCCAGUAUGGUUUCUUCCUCCCCACUUCACUGCUCGUGUUCAAUCUGUGCAUCAUUUACAGUGUCCUGUAUUUUGGCUUCAUCAUUCUUAUCAUGGGAUUAAUUUACUUUGUCUUGGGUUAUUUCACCUUUAAGUACAUGGUACUUUACGCAAUGGACCAGCCUCAACAUGCUACCGGGGGCGCGUGGAGAAUAAUAUGCUACCGCGUCAUCGUUGGCUUGCUUGUUUUUGAGCUUGUCAUGGUGGGACGAAUUGCCACAGGGGAGGCAUUCAUUCAGUCUGUCUGCAUCCUGCCUCUGAUUCCGUUUUCCGUUUGGUAUAGCUUUUAUAUCAAGCGCCGGUACGAACCUUUGACCAAGUACAUUGCCCUUCGCGCGAUCCGGGCAGACGAGGACUCAGACGAUGCGGCUGCAAUGGACGAUGCGUUCGAGGACGAAGACGUGGCUCGACCUUCGCAGACGCUUCUUCGCCGGGGAAGCACACUAGACGAGUACAAGGAGAAGGGGAUGCAGUUUAUCAACCCCAGUCUUGUUGCUCCACUUCCACAGCCGUGGAUUUACGAUGAGCCGCCUCCCCCAAUUGUUACAGACGAUACGCAGUCGACAGAAGAGAGUCAACGACCUAUUCUGCAGGGUGUUGAUAGCACGCUUGGUAUAGGUGAUGAGAAUGUUUGGCGAGACAACGGUGGAAAUAAUGUUUAA